CGACCAGAAUCGCUUCAUUUUAUAACAAACUGAUGAUCAACAGAAGGUUGUUUUUACUUUGAGUCUGUGAACAAACAUGUGAACCAGCUGGAAAACUGUUUUUGGUGGAGCUCUGAUGCAUUUUACAGCAUUUUAGGAGAGAAAUGAGAGCGAAAAGCCGCUGAGCAGCGCUGUCCACGGCGGUGAUCAGGUGAGGUUUGUUCGCUUCUCAAAGAAAAAGCAGAGAACAUCAGAGCUCUACAUGACUUAAAUAUGGAGAGACACAAGUCCGCUAUCUGCUGCCUUCACUGUCAGCCUUCAACACUCGUCCCACACUGAUUUUUCAGUCUUUUAUCACUAAGAGAAAACACAAGUGUCAGACAUUGACGCUGCACAGAGGAGGCAGCAGCAGGACUGAGUCUCCACGGUUCUCAUGGUGUGUUUAAGUGCAGCCUGCUGCCUCAGACUCUCCAACAGUCAACUCAGACUCUCCGUUUGUUUCGUGUCGGAUCUGAACUCAGAGGAAAUAAUGGCCGAAGUUGCUCCAGCUCCCGCCGCCGCCGCUCCGGCUAAAGUGGCCAAGAAAAAGGUUUCCAAGCCGAAGAAGACUGGCCCCAGCGUCAGCGAGCUGAUCGUGAAGACUGUGGCCGCGUCCAAGGAGCGGAGCGGCGUGUCUGCAGCCGCCCUGAAGAAGGCUCUGGCUGCCGGAGGCUACGAUGUGGAGAAGAACAAGGCCCGCGUUAAGACCGCCAUCAAGAGCCUGGUGGCCAAGGGGACUCUGGUCCAGACUAAGGGGAUCGGCGCCUCCGGAUCCUUCAAGAUGAGCAAAAAGGUCGAGACCAAGGCCAAGAAACCCGCAAAGAAAGCUGCUCCUAAAGCCAAGAAGCCCGCCAAGAGCCCCAAGAAACCCGCAGCUAAGAAGCCCAAGACAGCGGCAGCCAAGAAGACAGCAGCCGCUAAGAAAUCCCCCAAGAAGGUCAAGAAGCCCGCAGCGGUCAAGAAAGCAGCCAAGAGCCCCAAGAAGGCCGCCAAGAGCCCCAAGAAAGUGGUGAAAAAGGCUCCUGCAGCCAAGAAAGCUCCCGCAAAGAAGGUGGCCAAACCCAAAGCCAAGAAGGCAGCACCCAAGAAGAAGUGAGCUGUCAUCAGUCUGAACAUCUGAACCCGAUCAAAGGCUCUUUUAAGAGCCACACAACUUAUCUAAAGAGCAUCAUCCUAAUAUAGAAUACAUUUUAUAACAUAUUAAUUGAUAAAAGUGAUUUAAGUUAUUAUGGGUUAAAAUGGUGAGAAACUGCAAUUAAUAAAAUUUUAUCAACCCAGUUAUUCUGUUAAUUUAAUCUCAUACUCUCAGUACCAUCUAGUGACAAAUAGUUUACUCUUUACUCUUUUUUAUUUUCUUACAUAAAUGUCAGUAUUUUUCAAAGUGUCUGAAGUGUCAACAUGUUCUGCACUGAGCAGCAACAGGAACAGAAAAUACCUCAGGGUGACAUUGAACUGUAGUAUAUUGUUGUGAAAAUAAAUGUAUUGUGACAAUUAAAGUAUGAUUAAUAUGUUGGAUGAAGAUAACACCAUAAUAACUGAAAUUGAGACAAAUCAAUCCUCUUGGUGUUUUACAGCAAUAUUUAACUUUAUUAUGACUUAUGACUGUGCAACUA
Thunnus maccoyii (southern bluefin tuna) is the source of this 1631-nucleotide messenger RNA. RefSeq names its product histone H1-like. Gene Ontology annotation, molecular function: DNA binding; structural constituent of chromatin. The transcript has a single exon. Lineage: Eukaryota; Metazoa; Chordata; Actinopteri; Scombriformes; Scombridae. Gene Ontology annotation, cellular component: nucleosome. Gene Ontology annotation, biological process: nucleosome assembly. Bases 413 to 1114 code for a protein of 233 amino acids. The record is from RefSeq and is a predicted model, not a curated record.